UUUAUCAGUGGGACAAAAAAAAAAAAAGAAAGAUAUUAUUUCUCUGUGUUUGGAUGUGAAGAAAGUGAGAGAAAAUUUUUUACAGAGGCAAAGAGAAUAUCUUCCAGCAACGCACACCGCUCUCCGAGUUCUCAACCACCAUCUCGCUCUUCUCCACUUCGACCCGGAUGCUUACAUUGACAUACUCUCCGCCAUUCAUAAUAAAAAGACUGGAAUCCAUUAAAAUAGGCAGGACUUCGAGCAGUGUCGUGGUAUGUGCUGCAAAAGGUCCAAGACCAAGAUAUCCUCGAGUUUGGAAAAAAAGACAGAGAAUUGGAACUAUUUCCAAGUCUGCAAAGCUCGUUGAAUGUAUUAAUAAAUUGUCGAAUGUCAAAGAGGAAGUUUAUGGGGCUCUUGAUUCCUUCAUUGCAUGGGAUUUAGAGUUCCCUUUAAUUACGGUGAAGAAGGCAUUGAAGACUCUUGAGGAUCAAAGAGAAUGGAAGAGAAUAAUUCAGGUGACGAAGUGGAUGUUGAGCAAAGGACAAGGAAGAACAAUGGGAAGCUAUUUCACAUUACUAAAUGCCUUAGCAGAGGAUGAGAGACUUGAUGAGGUUGAAGAGCUUUGGACAAAAAUAUUUACAGAGAACUUAGACAGCACACCUCGUGUUUUCUUUGAUAAAAUGAUUUCUAUUUACCAUAAAAGGGGCAUUCAUGAGAAGAUGUUUGAGAUAUUUGCUGACAUGGAAGAGCUUGGUAUCCGACCAACUGUUCCAAUUGUUACAAUGGUUGGGAAUGUCUUCAAGGAGCUGGGUAUGAUGGACAAAUACAAGAAACUGAAGAAGAAAUAUCCCCCACCAAAAUGGGAAUAUCGAUACAUCAAAGGAAAACGUGUUAAAAUUCGAGCUAAGGAUCUUCGAGCAAUUGAUGGUUCUAAUAAAGAUGCAGGUAAGCAUGAGGAGACUUACCAGACUUCCAAUGAUAUGCAUGAGGAAGCUGACACAAGUUCAGAUGAACUCGAUAUUGAAGCUAAUGAUCCUAGCAAGGAUGUAAUUAGGCAUACUGACAAGACUCCAAUUGAUGGUUCUAAUAAAGAUGCAGGUAAGCAUGAGGAGACUUACCAGACUUCCAAUGAUAUGCAUGAGGAAGCUGAGACGAGUUCAGAUGAACUCGAUAUUGAAGCUAAUGAUCCUAGCAAGGAUGUAAUUAGGCAUACUGACCAGACUCCAAUUGAUGGUUCUAAUAAAGAUGCGGGUAAGCAUGAAGAGACUUACCAGACUUCCAAUGAUAUGCAUGAGGAAGCUGAGACAAGUUCAGAUGAACUCGAUAUUGAAGCUAAUGAUCUUCGCAAGGAUGUAAUUAGGCAUACUGACCAGACUCCAAUUGAUGGUUCUAAUAAAGAUGCAGGUAAGCAUGAGGAGACUUACCAGACUUCCAAUGAUAUGCAUGAGGAAGCUGACACAAGUUCAGAUGAACUCGAUAUUGAAGCUAAUGAUCCUAGCAAGGAUCUAAUUAGGCAUAUUGACCAGACUCCAAAUGAAUUUUAUGAGGAAUCUGAAACAAAUUCUGAAGAACUCGAAAUUGAAGCCAACAUUUCUUCUUGACCAGCCAGAGGUGUGACAUUCAUAUUCGUUGAUAUGCUCAUUUCUUACAAGUUGUUAGGGACUUAAGGUUGCUAAGAGCUUUCUGGUGUUUCUGUUUUAUUCUUCUGAACAAAAGGCUGCUAGAAAAGCUGAAAGUUGUGAUGUCACUUGGAGUGUAAUCCAAGAUAUAGUGUUGGCACACAUUGAAUUUAUGCUGCCUGGCCUUCCUGGAUAGUUGCAAUGAUGAAGCCAAAGGCAUGUUAUGUUGUCUUUGUUUUCUCCGUCCUGUUGGGUGACCAAUCUUGGAGUGUAUCUGGAGGAGAUAACACUGUUAUGGCCACUGCAAAACAAUUUUUGUUGCUUUAUUCUGGGAAUUUUUUGAAAGAUGUGGUAGGAAGUACUCAUAGAAGCUUGGAAAUUUUUUCCCUCACUGUCUUUGCUUUUUUCCCCCUAUAUGUGAGUGUAAAUUCAUCAUUUAUGUCUGAAACAACUUCAAGAAAGAAUGGCUUAUUGAGAUUGCAUGGACAUGAUUAUUGAAAAAUUCUUCCUAAGACA
Messenger RNA from Quercus lobata, 2114 nucleotides. RefSeq names its product Pentatricopeptide repeat (PPR) superfamily protein. The record is from RefSeq and is a predicted model, not a curated record. Bases 168 to 1580 code for a protein of 470 amino acids. The transcript has 6 exons. Gene Ontology annotation, molecular function: protein binding. Lineage: Eukaryota; Viridiplantae; Streptophyta; Magnoliopsida; Fagales; Fagaceae.